AUGGCAUCGUUACCAAGCAACAAAGGCAAAGUGGCAAUAAUUGGCAGGUACUUUUUAGGCCUCCUGCCUGGGGGAAAACUCCCCUAUAUAAAUAUAGGUAUAAGUAUAUGUGCAUUGAAAAUGGGCAGAGAUUUUCCCCGUGGGCUGAAAUUCAGGGGCUAUCCUGCAAAAAUAACCAUCUCUCUUAGCUCCUCAGCACCAGGGACAUUUGGCCGGGAGGGACAUCUGAGCCCCAGCUAGAGAAAUUCUAUCCUGAUGAUGUAAAAUCUGUCCGGAAUCUGGUCAGCAGCUCUGAUUGGUCAGCGUACUUAAUAUUUAUACAUUGUAUUGUUUUAGCUAUUGUUUAUAAACAACAGACAAAAGACAGACAAUCCCAAAGGUCAAAUGUAAAUGUGAUGAAUCUACUACAAAUUAGUCAAUGUUCAUGGAAUAUAUUCUGCUUUAGAAGUAGUAUAAUAUGAGUUCUGCUGGCCAAGCUCUUUAGCAGAAGACCACAAAACAUAACAUCAAACAAAUUCAUGAUUACCGGAUUUACAUGUAAACAUUGAUUUAUGUCGUCAGUAUGGAAUUUCUGUCGUUGAGGUGCAGACCUCCCUCCUUCCAAAACAUCCUAGCAACAAGGAGCGAGGAGAGAGCUGAUUUUGCAGGCUAUUCAGAGGCGGAUCCAGGAUUUUUAAAUUUAUAUUCACCCUGAAAAGGGAUUGAAAUAGGUACGGUUUGUGAACUUUUCAAAGGGGGUGUUGCAAACCCCUCAAUCCUCUUGCUCAAUCCAUCCCAUCCCAUCCAUGGUUUUUAGAGGGCCCUGAGGCCUGAAAAUGAGUGUGGAAAAUGGCAUGGUUUGGUCUGAAACAGAGUGACUUGGAACCAGAAAGAACACCCCCACCAAGAAUCAGUCCAGGAAGAAACCCUCCUCUCAGAGUCUCCUGAUCCUCCACAUUUGUUUUGAGGAGCUUGAAUUAAUCAACAUUUCAAUCUGGUUGGUUGGCAAAGUGAAAUGACUUGAUUAUGAUUCCAAAGGGUCAGGAGAAGAGGCUUUAUAACAUAUAACAGAAUACUAGAUUAAUUAAGUCAUGUACUAAUGUUGCACGUAAUUUAUGAGUUUAAGCCACCCAAGCUAAAAUUUACUCAUUUCACACUAGUGGAUGGGUGAAAGUUUUUUUUUGCCCUGUUGCAACUGCCAUUUGUUAUUGGAAAAAAUAACACAACCAUUAAGUUUGGUGCGAAAAUUAACUUUUUCCUGUGUCUGUCAAGUGCAAACUAAACAACAAUAAUUUAUUGUUUUUUUGUUUAGUUUGCUAUUGAUUGAUAGCACCUAAUUAUAGCGACAGCAAAUCAUCAGAAAACAUCCUACAGUAUUCUAGAUUAACAGAACAAAAAGAACAACAUCAAAUUUGUAUUUUUAUCUUCUUACCUUGCAGUGGAUUGAUAGGAAGAUGUUGGUCUGUGGUAAGAGAUUUUGUCCUUGAUUUAUUUCAAGUUGACCUGCUGUAUUUACUUAAAAGCCUCAUGGCAACUUAAUCAUUAGAUGGGCUGGGUUCUUAUUUAAAGGAGAUGUUGAAUUUCCAUUUAGCUAUUUCAAGGGAUAGUAACUGCUGGUCUAUGUUAUCCUUAUUUCAUUUUCUUAGUUACUUUGUAGUUUUAGUCUAAGAGUAGUUUUUGUGUGCCCCCUUAAAGACAAACAAAUAAUUUAUAACAAUAUCUUUCAGUAACAACUAUAAAAAUCAUUUUUACUGAUCUUUGACAUUGUCAAUUUCAAAGUAAAAUAUAAAUAGUAACUGGUGCAUUUGCUAGUACUGCAUUGUAUAUAUGUUGUUCUAGUUCAUUUUUUAUCUCAGGUAAUUUUUAUUUUUCCUUUGUUUCAACUUAGUUAGCAUACAUUACCAUACCCAGAAACAAAAGGAAAAUAAAAAUCACUGGAGAUAAAAAGUGAACUAGAACAUUUAUUUGUAAAGAAUUUAACCAUAACAGUGAAGUUCAUAAUGCUCCAGUAUCAGUGCUGUCAACUCUCCCAGGAAGUCCGGGAGACUCCAGAUUUUGGACUUAUCUCCCAGUUUCCAGAUAAAUUUAGAGUCUGAAAUCUCCCAGAUUAUCACUGAAGUGCCAUUUUCUUGUAGAGUCGACUUUUCGACAAUGAAAUUUCAAAUACUUUGCAUUGUUUGAGCUAUUUUGCUGUUAACAUUGCACGUUUUCUCAUAAACUUGAGUAUGCCAUAUUGUAAUAUAAGCAAUGAUGUGAGUGGUGGGAAGUAAAGCAAUCAGGUCAGAUGUUACAUUGCCAACUACAUCUUUUUCUGGCAUCUUCUGUCAUCACAAAUUCGUGGUGAUGGGAGUCAACAAGUAUUUUUUGCACAAAAGACAUCAUGAGCCGUGCAUUAUGACGUCAUCUUUCAUCCCUUCCCAAUCAGUUCUUAAGUAUUUGAAAACCCGGGGGGGCUGACCACGUACGAAAGGAGCAGUGCUGCAGAAUGACUUCAAGAAGCGCUACAAAAGAGCUGUAUAAGGGCUGGCUGCAGCAGUAGCAAAUUUUGGCUGUUUCGCGCUGCAGUGGAAAGCCCUUUGACAGCGAUAAACAGCGCUUUUGCAGCGGUGCAGAAAAUUCCGGAAUCACGAUCUGCGCUGCAAAGUGGCUGCAAAGUGGCUUCGAAAAGACAAAGAACAUUGUUACCCGUAAUGGCCUACCACUCGUUAGUACAAAAAAAAGAAAUGCAGACUUCAAUAAUACAAUAAUCAUGAUACAUGGUAGAGGAGUUGACGAGGCCUUACUAGCAGAGUAAAAACCACUAGAAAGUCAAAAUGCAACUGAUACUUUUAAUUAUUAGUAUCCAGGCGUACACGUUACAAAAGUACAUGACAUAACAAAUCUGCAACAGUCUCGCUUUGUAAAUAUUCAGGAAUCACGGUCACUCAUCUAAAUGUAAGAACAUCCAUUAACAUGCAGACAUUGAAAUUGAUCUUUUUUAAAAAUAAAGAGAAUAACAGCGAUUGUUCUAGAUAAAGUUUACACGGACAGCAGCCAAGUUAUUAUUUUGAUUCGUUGCAACGGGUUAAGCCUGACAUCGCUCACCUUGACGUUUUGUCCAUGAUCCACGAUCUGCUACACUUUUUUCAUGAAAGAAAUCAACCCAAUUUUACUUUGGUCGUCGUUAAAUUUUACAAUGGACUAAGGAACAUACAUGAACGUUUUUAAGUGUAAGUUCAUGGGAACUCCAGCUGAGAUUCUUGUAUCUGUGCUGAUUGCUCUGGUUUGAUUCGUUGGUACUUAGCGUAGAAGUCACUGUACAGUGCAUUGUUUACAAAUACCUUUGAGCUGUUCCAUCCAAAAACAUCAACAGAACUUCCAUCUCGAAACAGAACUAGAUGCAAUAAACUUAUGAAUGUUUGCGCCUUUCAUUCAACGGUCGCAAAUGUUUUUCUCUGAGGUGUGCAUGUAAUUGGAUCUCAUGCAAAAGUACCGACCAAUUAGAUUACGACUUAGAAUGUCUCCAGGGAAUUAGCGAUAACAUUCCCACACUCGCAAGUCAGUGCGGAAUGAAAUUUAUUGAAAUCUUUUUUCAGAAAGCAUAGAAUAGGUGGUUUUCACGUUAUGUCAUCACCGCCAUGCUGGUGGAUGGUAACCAAAGAUUGCUCAUUAGCUCGCUUUGUUUGUCCACCGGCAUUUGUUCAUUUUACCAUUGUUACUUGUGUCUCCCGAGAUUGCAUGAAAACCACCUAUUAGGAGGUUUAUUCAAUAAGUAAUCUUCCCUCACUCAACAGCCCACAAGCUCGCUCACAUUUCUUAGACGUACAGUCAAAGUUUUCUCGUUAUAAAAGCCGUAAUCUGUGGCAAGGCUUUUCUGGCGAUUCAUGUUACGGACGCUCAAGAACGUUGCGCUAUCAGAUCGACCGAAGCUGAAUUGCAGCGUUACUGCAGCUACUUCGCAGCAUUUUAAAGUCGGCAACUGCGCUGCAAAACUGCUGCCGAGAGCUUCAAAGGCUGCACAGCACUUUUGCAUCCCGCUGCAACUUGAAUUAAGCUGCUGUUUGGCUUCUAAAAUGCUGCUAAACAGCUGUAAUUUAGCUGUACGGCUAUUUUGAAGCGAUUUUGUGGCGCUGUACAGCGCUGCAAGUUUUGUACGGAACAGCCCUGCAGUAUAUCCUUAGCAACCAUGGUGCCACAUAUAUUUGUUAAGUGGGUGCAGCACAUUUGUGGGUGGAGUUGAUUUUAACAUUUUUAUUUUAAUUAUGCCCCAGUGCCGUGUCUAAAGUACACGUCACAUUCCACAGGUCAAUAUUACAGGUCACUGCUCCAUCAAUAAAUUAUGAAACCACACAGAUUCAAUCCCCUCAAUCUAAUAGAGCAUUUUAUUAAGAGGUUAGGGCUUGGAGGCACUUUUAAUGCUAUUCAUUUAUCUGUAUCAUGGUGACCUGUACUCUAGCGGACCUGUGGAAAAGUGACCUGUAUUUUAGACCUACCAUUUGUGAAGCAGAAGUUGCACUGACUCCCAGGGGGGUACUCCCAUACAUUACCUAUACGGGUAUGUGCCGCCCAAAGGGGUCGUGAUUUUGAAGCUCCUGAUUUAGAACGGGGUAUCCAUUUCAGAGGCGUUUUCUAGAACGGGGUAUAAUAUUUCAAACGCACAAAAGCUCCAGUUUUGUAAGCAGCCAUUUGAAAUUAUUCAAGGACAGAUUGCUUUUAAAGAUACGGUUCAAUGCGUUAACAAGCAAACUGUUGUGCUCUUUGCACCUUAGAACGGAGUAUAAAAAAUUGGCCCAUUUCUAGAACGGGUAUCGACCAAUUUUUAGGGCGAAUUCUAGAACGGGGUAUCAAUUUUAGGGGAAAUUUUUUUAGAACGGGGUGCCAAUUUGGAGUCCAGGGCGGCACAUACCCACCCAAAAAAUACCCAAGUGCCCCCGGGCACUGACUUCACCCAUCAAUAACAUUAACUUUGCAAACCCUGGUGAACAAGUCCAUAAUUUCAGAAUUUAUUUUUCAGCUAUUUUCCAGUGCUGGUUACAAUGUUGCUCUCUAUGAUACUGUUGCCAGUCAACUGAGCACAGCGCUAACUAGCAUUGAGGCUCAGCUGUGCGACAUGGAAAGUAAAGGACUGAUGCGUGUUGAUGGCAUGACGGCUCAGAAGGCUUUACAGCUAGUGUCAAGCUUUGAUGAUCUUCAAAAGGCAGUGGAUAGUGCUCUAUAUGUGCAGGUUGGUAAAUCAACAUGCAGAUUGUCCAGACUUCAUUUUGGUAUUUAUGAGAAGAAUUUUUCUCACAACUUGAUAAUAAUUUAUGGAUAACAUUGUACCUCAUUAGUAAAGCCCAAGGUGGUUGAUAAAUUAACCACUAGAUAUUUCUUCUUUUAAAUCUUCCUGAUGAAUGCAUGUGCUAGUUAUUGUAGUCACUGUAAAUCAUUUUCUCCUAACAAUAAUCAAUACAUAAUUGAGAGAAAAGACUGUGAGAAAUUAUAAAAUAAUCAUCAAAGGAAAAUACCUUUUUCUUUCAUUACUCUCUCACAACUAUAAAGUUCCUUGAGAAAAUUUAUGGAGGUCGAAUGUGGAAGCAUCAUAUGGCUUUAAUUUUAUAAGAGGGAUGGAAAAGACCUCACUUCUGGUUGGUGUCUGUCACUCAAAGACACCUCUGCUUUAAAAGCUCCGUAAUGUCUUGACAAAUGCCUAAAAGAGAGAAUAUAUUGAGUGGGUCAUAUUCUAGCAAAGGUUCAUGUUUUAGGAAUGCACUCCAGAAAAUGUGGACUUGAAGAAAAAGGUGUUUGCCAGUCUGGACAGUUUUGUCACAUCUGAUAAAACAAUUUUGGCCAGUUCCACCUCCUGUCUUGUUCCAUCAAAGUUUACUGAAUCUUUGACUCAUCGAAAGCAGUGUAUUGUGGCUCACCCGGUAAGUAUUAUGAUGUCUGUUUAUCAUUGAUUUUGUUUAUCUGUUUAAUUACAGUUUCAUUACCAACAAAAUUGGAUGAUAAGUUUAUUAACUGUACACUGUUCACAGUCUCCUAUUUUGCUGUAAGAUAGUCAAGAUCAAGCAAUUUGCGUUACUGGUAGCUAUCUUGGUGACAAAAAAAAUAUAGGGGACUGUGAACAGUCCAUAUUAACAGUUUCUUAACCAUAAGACGUGUUAGGCCAUCAAAUUUUUCUUGAUGAUAUUUUACUACAACUACCAAAAUUCAUUUUGUUUUUGCAAUGUUAUUUAAACUUGUCACUCUUGAGAUUUUAUAAGCAAAAGCCCUAAUGAGAGAAAACAUUCAAGAGCAAAUAAUAUCCUAUUACAGCAUGCCUAAUUACCCGUUCUGUCCAAUUACCUACAGUGUAGGCAUCAUGCAUAUUAGUAUAGGUAAUAGCAUGAUUUGUAGUGAUAUUUGGCAGACCAUGAGUGAUAUUUCAAAACUGUUGUACGUAAUUUGACAAGCCGUUAGGCGAGUGAAAUUUGAGACAAUUUUUAAAUAUCACUAGUGGUAAUUAUGCCAAAUAUCACGUACAAAUCAUGCUAUUAUUUGUUUAUACUACUACCCGCAAAAAAUGUCCUGGGGGAGCAUACCCCUGUGGGCCCCCUAGAAGCUCUGCACCUUCGGCUCUCGUUUAGGAAAUUGGUCAGUAUUUAUCCUAGAUCCGCGCGUCUCUAUACAUGUACCUGACCUUAGAAGUGAAGCCUGGGGAAAGAUUAUAUUCAGCACUUAUGAUUUAAUCUUUCUGACUUAUCCACCAUUAAUUAACUUUUUAACUGGGCUGCCUGUAAGGCAAAUCCAGUUCAUAAAAUGGGAUUUUCCCGUCAAGUAAUGAACACUAUCAAUAUUGUCAACUUAGUAUCUUUCUGGUAAAUUAAGUCUUGUAUGAGUACGUGCUAUCCAGCCCUCCAAAUUAAGACGUAAUGGAUAUAUACUCUGACAUUUACUUUCGCAGUAUGACCCCCAGAAAAAUCCUAACUAGGGGGUUACCUUUUGAGGUUUUUCUUCACAUUUGUUGAAGUUUAAACCUUUUGAUGAGUUUUUUCCCUUCCAAAACGUUACUGCAAAUCUCUCUCUGUGUGUACAUCCAUUGAAUAAAGACGUCUCUCAAGCUAUCAUUGGCACUAUUUUUCAGUCUCUUCUUCAAAAGAUGGUAGGGUGGGUCGCUUUCGUGGUUUCUCUUCACGUUAUGUUGAAGUUUAAACCGUUGCCAAUUGUUGUUUGUUUUACACUGUGCGACUUCCAUCUACAAGUAAGCCUCUUCUCCUUCCUAAGUAGGUUUUUUUUUUCUAGAUAAAUCCUCCAUAUUAUGUGCCACUGGUUGAAAUUGUGCCCGCACCUUGGACAGAUAGCGAUGUAGUAGAUCGUACAGUGGCAUUAAUGAAGGAAAUUGGACAGGCACCUGUUGUGACAAAGAAAGAAGUGAAUGGAUUCAUCUUCAACCGCUUACAAUAUGCUAUUAUCAUGGAGGCCUGGAGACUAGUGGAGGUGAGAGAAGUUGGGCUAUAACUGGAUACUAUUGAAAUGUAUAUUCAAGUUAAUGUCACUUAGGCUGCAUUGAAGACUGUGUAAAUAGGGAAAUGUCAGCAAGAUGUAGUGUCAUUGAAACUUAAAUGCAAAGGGUAUGACUCCUACAUGAAGGGAACUGGGAUGCUUCCCGGAAAAUAGUAGUUUUGACGGAGGCCAAUUAGCGAAUGCCGGGAUUAACUAUAUUACAAUUACCGCUUUGGUCCAGUUUAUGGCCAGUGUGUCUACGUGAAUGCCAUAUAAAACCGUUUAUUAUAUUUCCUUAAAUAAGCGUCCAUGCCCUAAUGACCGCCCUCCCGGAAUAAGCGCCCACUCCGUGCCGCCCGUCUCGAAUAGCCGCCCCCUCCCCCUUCGUCUCAGUUUGUUAAAUAGUAGGGAUACAAGAGGAAUGCAAACUUCAUAUCAUUGACGAGGAUGAUCUCCAGGCAGCCUCGUCCCCAGUGCUUUUCCUUUAGGAAAUGGGACGAGGCUGUAUCUCGGGGAUGAUGAUAUGGUCGACAUUUUGUAAUCAUGCAUAUCGAUAUCGAUACAUCUGUGUUAAGUAUUUAAUGGGACUAUGGUGCGCUUGAUUACAACCACUGUUUUAACAAACGAAAGACUAUUAGUAUUAACUUUGCGUUACAAAGUUGGUCUUCGUUGGGAGGAAAAUUCAGUAAUAAGCGCCCCCUUCUAUUAAGCUCCCUCCUUCAAUUAAACGCCCCUCUUUUGAGCUGUAAUUUUAAUUAAGCGCCCAGAUGCUUAUUCGAAGAAAUUUGGUUCCUGUAAGAUACAAUACUCGUUGUAGGAUGGUGUCUGUUCUCCGGAAGAUGUGGAAACAACAAUUACAGAGGGUCUUGGUCUGCGUUACUCUCUUAUUGGUCCAUUUGAAACUAUGCAGCUAAAUGCCAAUGGUAUGUUACUUGUACCGUCGUCAAAUCCUUUCCGGUUUAGUUUUAGUUUUAAUUAACGGCAGGGUUCUAUCUAGGAUUUAUCGUUUGGAGAAGUCCCGAAUGGCCGAAGGCGACGAGCUUCCUUGGGGGGGUCCGGGGGCAUAUCCCCCCGCACAUUCUGCGAAAUGAAUAUGCCCUGAGGUGCAAUCUGGUGCAUUUUGAGACACACCGUGCACUGACCUUGUCGCGUCUGGAUGAUUUUUCUGAUAUAGUCACUUAUAUACUGUAAUGAGAACAAUAUUUUUUUGGGGGGGGGGGAGAGAAGCAGGGCAUUUUUGGGGGGGGGGAGCUUCUACCCCUAAAAUACCCUAGACAGAACCCUGAACGGCCCAUAGGUCAUUUAAUAUGUUACUGGAUUACACCUGGUAUAGACGCUGGUAAAAGAACUGCUGACUGGUCUUUGAAUGGUCUCUUUAUCAACAGAUUUCAUCCAGAGUAUCAAACUAAGAAAGUAACAAAGUAACAAACAACGAUCCUUAAUACUAAAUCAGGAGCUAAAGCAUGUUAAGCUGUGUUUUGAGACCUGAAAUGGACUAAAUGCUAAAAAUUCAAUACCCACCCCAUACAGAGUACUCCAUAAUUCCCUUAUCCCAGAUUAACUAUUACAUUGGUUAGAAACAUUAUCCCCAUUGUUUCUCACGUCGCGAUCCUGUGGAGCGAUCUGCAACUCUCACAGGUAAUCAACAAAGUUUUAUACGGGGAGGCACCGCCCUGAGGUCCAACCUCCUACCCCUUUAUAUACCAUUUUUAGCUGAAAAGGUAAGGUACCCCUUUCGUAGACCUUGUAUUGACAACUGGUACCCCUUUCAAAUACCUAGCUCAGAACUUUGCAUCCCUUUUAACUCCUGUAAAUGUACUUUCUUUCAAAUAUGAAACCAGCACGUUUUCUCGACUAUUUUACUGUCAUACAAUGAGUCUGUUAGGCCUUUUGAUCCUUUUUACAGACCGAAAUAACAGAUUUCCCUACCCUUUUAUAUACUUCAACAAGUAAAAUCGCUACCCUGUCAUAUACCUGAAACCUAAAGAAAAAGGUAUCCCUUUCGGGCAGAGCCUCCCCGUAUAGGCCAUCAUAGGGGGUGCCCCCCUCCCGGGCCUGCAACGGGCUGGUUAGACUUCAAAGUCCUUCGCUGCUUCUUUCCGGUUCUGCUCUCUCGCUCGCUUUGCUGCCGAAAACCUUAGAAUUCUCCUGCUCGAGCUUCGCGCUCGAGAAAAAUUUUGAGCUCGACCUGUGGGCAAGUCUACUUGCUGGUUAGUUCUUGAUGCUUCUGUGUACUGUCGUUACCCCAAUAGUUAAUAUAUCAUUAUGACUGUAUCAUUAUGAGGUCACUUUCUUCAUUUAUCUUGAAGGCAUCAGAGAUUACUGUGAACGAUAUGGAGCAAACAUCAAGCAUGUUUGUGAGGAGCAAGGCGGGCCUCGUUCACUGAGCGGCGAGACACUUGACAAGCUGGAGAAAGAAUUAAACCAGACCAUGCCUUUAGAGCAACUGAACGAAAGAAGGAGCUUGCGAGACAAAAGGCUGGCUGCACUGGCGAUUCACAGACAGCACGAGGAUAAGGAAAAUGAAUCGUAAUUCCAACCUAUGCCAAUUUGAAUUUUCCAAGGUAAAAAAUGCAGAGUGGUAUCUGGUCACUUAUGUCCUUUUAGCCUUAAAUUGAAUUCCAAGAAACCUACCAAAUCCCCGUGGGGGUACUGCCAUAUAUGGGCUAUAUAGGUAUGUGCCGCUGUGAAGGGUAUGGUUUUCAAGCAGUUUACUCUAGGAUAGGGUAUACAAAAUAAAAGCGUUUGGCUCUAGAAUAGGGUAUCAUUUUUCAGGAAACUGAUCAGUUAGUUGAAGAUUUUAUCUAGACUAGGUACACAGCUACUCUAGGAUAGGGGGAUUUGGGGAGUUUACUCUAGUAUAGGGUAGCAAAAUUCAGCUGAACCAGCUCUGGUAAAGGUUAAGGGUUCCAGGCUCCCAGCGGCACAUCCCCAUCCAGAAAUUCCUAAAGUACCCCCCCCCCCGGACCAAAUCCCUAUAAUUACGUAUACAUGAAAAGAUCGACGUGUGAAUCAGCUUAAGCUACGUGCAAACCGUGUUGGCAGUGGUGUGCAAACGGAUGCAACGUUUCCCAACAAUGUUCGGACCUGCAGUGCAUCAUGAGAAGGAUGCAACCCAUAAGACUUUGUAAACUCCAAGGAGACCAUGGGUGCAAUCCAUUCGACCAAAAUUUCCGGAAAUUUCGGUCUAAAACUCAGUGGAUCGGUUCGGUCCAACCGGAAAAGUUUCGAAAAAACUGGUCCACCUUUUGAGGGGACCACUUUUCCCGGUCGGACCGGUCGGAAUUUUGAUUGAAUUAAAAUGCGCGUGCGUUACCGCAGUCAUUAAUGUUGGAAGAGCUGUGCUAAUGGAUCCAACAUUGCUGCGCUAGCUUCGGCGAUCACGGAACCAAAAAAAAGUUGAGAGUUGGUGACUCAAUUUCAGACUGUGCGCAACAACUUCCGACAACACCCAACAACAUGCAACAGGGUGUGCAAACGGACGCAACAUGUAACAUCCAACAAUUUUGGGAGUUGUUGACCAACAAUGUUGCGUCCGUUUUCACGGGGCUUAAGUCUGACAUAUCUAAUUUGGGUCGACCCAUGAAUUAAGUUCGUUGAUCGGUUUCGAUCCGUCUUCUCUCAUAGUAAUAACGGUGGUUGGGUUGUUUUAUUUAGUCAAAUCGUCAGUUUGUUCAGUCAUUCUAUAAUUGCCUAGUUGCCUUUUGUUUUAAUCUCCUAUUUUUUUUCUUUCGCAGGGACUACAUGAUUGUUUUACGAGGCGGACAAACAAUCACCGACAUAAAAAUAAAACAGAUGCUUAAUUCAAAUCUACUGUAAACUGCCGCUAAUAAGCCCAGGGGUUAUACAUCUUUGUAAGGGGUUUAAGGAGAGCCUAUAAACGGAGGGGCUUAUAUGCGUAAGGGCUGAUAACCGAAAUAGAAAAAGUGCUGCGAAACAUGCUAAAGCAGUGCUGAUAAAAA
Porites lobata is the source of this 11384-nucleotide messenger RNA. Lineage: Eukaryota; Metazoa; Cnidaria; Anthozoa; Scleractinia; Poritidae. The record is from the annotation of a GenBank genome assembly.